Messenger RNA from Cicer arietinum (chickpea), 6734 nucleotides. RefSeq names its product TMV resistance protein N-like. Gene Ontology annotation, biological process: defense response; signal transduction. The record is from RefSeq and is a predicted model, not a curated record. Lineage: Eukaryota; Viridiplantae; Streptophyta; Magnoliopsida; Fabales; Fabaceae. Gene Ontology annotation, molecular function: ADP binding.
CGCCGGCAGAGGUUGAACAAACACUUUGGAGGAUUUUAUAAUAUUAGAAUUAUAAGUUGUAAAUUUGCAAAUAUAAGAACACAAUUUUUUUUGUAAAUGCAACAACGGAGGGAGAGGGGGAAUCAAACUCGAAAGUUGCACAAGUUUAAGAGAAAAAAUUGAGCUACAUGUGUGACAUAUUGGUUUGGUUUGUUUUUUAGGAGAGAAAAAUUAGAACUAAUCAGUUUGGUCGAGCUUUUACAAUUUUUCUCACAAAAUUGGAACUUAACCAUGAACACGUCGAUUUAGGUCGAAGUAGUUGGUUGACAUUUUUAAAAAUUAAUACUCUUAUUUAAAAAAACCGAAGAAAACUAAUAGUUUUCUUCAGAUAUGGUUGCUUGAUUUUAAAUAAUGUGAAACCAUAUCCAAAUCAACAGAGAUUGGGUUUAUUUGGUUUGGUUUAGUCUUGACUCGAAUACGGAAAAAAUAUUGAAUUGAUUUAGAAUAAAUUGUAGAGUGAUAGAAACCAGAAUUUACAGAAUGAAAAUGGAAUUCUAUUGAAUGAAAGUGAUGAUCAGCAGGCUCUACAAUGGUGAAAUCGGCAAGAAAAAGAAAACAACCAGAGUUCCAAGAACUCCUACCAGAGCAUGAUCUGCUCUUGAUCCAGAGAGAGACUCUCCUAACUGCCUAACAAUAUCUUUCUCAAUGAUUUUUUAACUACCUUUCCCUCUCUUUUAUAACAGAAAUCUGUAACAGAAUUCUAGAAAGUCAAUGAAUAUACUAACUAACUCUUAUUCUCUAAUCAACCUAUCUAUUGGGCCAAGGCCCAAUAUCUAGUGUCCUAUCAUAGAGUUUAUCGAAUCAUUGGUUUGAUUUUUAUAUGUCUAGAUGUAACUCAUAGUAUACACAUUUUUUUCUUAAAGAUUAUUUAAAAUAAAUUGUUGGGGAUUUUGGGGUGGCCAUAGCCACUUUGUGUCCCAAUAAAAGCUCCAACGCUGAUUCUAGCUACAAAGAUUGGGACAUUCCUCAUAUUAUUCAAUCAAUAAAAGUUUACAAUGAUGCCUUAUAUAGGUAAUGUGAUACUAACUAACUCUAACAAACUUGUUCACAACUUAGCUAACUAAUACUAACCAAAAAUGAAACAAAGUGAACUAACUCCUUCAUUCAAUGCUGAUUCAUCUGACUCUAAUGUCGACUGUUCAGUCGUGGGAAGAAACAGUCAGAAGUCUCAUCAAUCUAGCAUUAACUGUUUUGCUCACCAAAUGACAAUCACUGUCAAAGUGCGAAGUGUGCUCAUGAAAUACAGGAUUAGAGCCUAUGUGGAGAGCACUUUGGCCGUCACAAUAGAGCACAGGAACCCUAGAAGGAUGUUGCAACAAACCACACAAAAGGAAAGAAAUCCAUUGAAGUUCACUUGUGACAAAAUCUAAAGCACGAUACUCUGCUUCAGAAGAUGAACAUAAUACCGUUUGUUGCUUCUUAGAAUUCCAAGAGACAUGGGUAUAAAGUGGCAAGAAUCUACACAUCCUCCCCAAUCUGCAUCGUUAAAGCCCAAACUAUGAGGAUCUGAGGCACAUGAACAGAAGAUGCCACAGCUAGGAGAUCUCUUAAGAUACCUUAGUACCCUAAGUGCGGCCCUGCAAUGUGCCUUAGUAGGUGAGCACAUGAAUUGGCUCAACUAUUGAGUGACAAAGGAAAUGUCAAGACGUGUAGUAGUAAGGUACAACAACCUACCAAUGAGACGUCUAUAAGCUGCAACAUCGAGGAACAAAAUGCCUGAAUCUUGAUGAAGUUGACAGCCAGAUCAAGAGAAGUAGAAGCAGGCUUGCAACCUGUCAACCUUGAAUCAGACAACAACUCAAGGAAAUACUUCCUUUGACACAAGGAAAUUCCCUUCGAUGAGUGAGCCACCUCAAGACCAAGGAAGAAUUUUAGUUGUCCCAAGUCCUUGAUGCGAAAAGCCUCAUCAAGAGCAGUCUUCAAAGCAGUGAAUGCAUUAAGUGAGGUCCCAGCUAGGAUGAUAUCAUUCACAUAAAUGAGGAACACUGAAUGAAUACUGAGUAGACUUAAUGAAAAGUGUAUGAUCAGCUUGACCUUGAGUAAAGCCAUAAGCAAGUGAGUUUUUCAAACAAUUGUCAACUAGCUUGCGUAAGUCCAUAAAGGGACUUUAAUAACCUGCAGACUUGUCCUCAUCUAGGUGGUGUCAAACCCUGAGGUUCUUUCAUGUGACUUCAUGCAAAUCUCCAUAAAGAAAAACAUUAUUCACAUCCAAUUGAUGAAGGUGCCAACCAUAAAUGAAUGCCAAUGCAAGGAGAAUUCUAAUUGUGGACAUUUUGGCAAUUGGAGAGAAUGUCUCAAAGUAGUCAAGGCCGUCUAUCUGAUUGAAUCCUUAAGCAACUAACUGAGCCUUGAAUCUUUCCAAAGUUCCUCUAUAUUCCUCUUGAUUUUGUAGACCCACUUGCUCCCAACAGGAAAAGUUAUGAAUAUCAAUUCAUUGGGAGUAUCUUUAAGGAAGUCUCCCUCAAGAUUAAUCGUACAGUGUUAUAUGUUGCAGAUUACCCGGUUGGGUUGGAGUCUAGAGUGCUGCAAGUGAAUUCUCUUCUGAAGGAUCGGUCUGAUGAUGGUGUGGUCCACAUGGUAGGUAUUCAUGGCAUUGGUGGAAUUGGUAAAAGUACUGUUGCUCGAGCCGUAUAUAAUUCCAUUAGUGACCAAUUUGAAGGUUUCUGUUGUUUUCUUGAAAAUGUGAGAGAGAAUUCAUGUAAACACGGCUUAGUACAUCUCCAAGAGACAGUUCUUUCUGAGAUACUUGGAGACAAGGAGAUCAGGUUGGGAAAUGUGUGGAAUGGAAUGUCAAUUAUACAACAAAGGCUCUCCGGUAGAAAAGUUCUUUUGGUUCUUGAUGAUAUUGACAAAAUAGAGCAGUUGCAAGCUAUCGCUGGAGCACCUAAUUGGUUUGGUUUGGGUAGUAGAGUAAUCAUUACAACUCGAGACUAUGGCUUACUAAAACAACAUGACGUUAAAAGUACAUAUAAGGUGGAGGAGUUGAAUGACAAAGAAGCUCGUGAGUUGCUGUAUUGGAAUGCUUUCAAAACUGACAAAGUUGAUUCAAGGUACGCCACCAUUUUAAACCGUGCAGUGGGUUAUGCUUCUAGGCUUCCAUUGGCUCUGGAAGUAAUAGGUUCCAACUUGUUUGGAAAAGGGGAAGAAGAAUGCAAACGUACAUUAGAUCGGUAUGACCGAUUUCCAGAUAAAAAGAUCAAAGACAUACUUAAAGUCAGCUAUAAUUCAUUGGAGGAAGAUGAGGGGAAUGUUUUUCUUGACAUUGCUUGUUUCUUCAAUGGACAUAAGUUGGCAGAUGUCGAAGAUAUACUUUCGGCUCAUUACAGCGUAUCUGUGAAAUAUAGUAUUGAAGAAUUGAUUGAUAAAUCACUCAUAAAGAUUGAUGGUGGUCUUGUGACAUUACAUUACCUGAUACAAGACAUGGGCAGAGACAUUGUCCGAGAGGAAUCACCACAUGAGCCUGGCAAACGUAGUAGGUUAUGGUUUUGUGAAGACAUAGUCCAAGUUUUAAGCAAAAAUAAGGGAACUAGCGAAAUUCAUAUCUUAAUUCUGGAUUUUCCCAAAGAUGAAGCACACUUGAAAGGACCCAAAGGCGAAGAAAUAAAUUGGGAUGGAGAGGCCUUCAACAAGAUGAACAACCUCAGAACACUUAUUAUAAGAAAUGGUAGUUUCUCCAAAGGCCCCAUACAUCUUCCAAAUAGAUUAAGAGUUUUGAAAUGGCAAGGAUAUCCUUUACCAUCUUUACCAUGCUAUUUCCAUCCAAAGAAACUUUCCAUACUUGAGUUACUUGAUAGCUGCUUAAAGCCAUGUGAACCAAUGCAGGCAUUUUCACAUUUGAGAAUUUUGGAUUUUAGCAACAGUGAAUCUGUAACUGAGAUACCCGAUGUAUCUGGUGUCCAAAAUUUAGAAAAAUUGUCAUUUAGACAUUGUGAGAAUUUAACUAAAGUUCAUGACUCAGUUGGACGUCUUGGAAAUCUUGUGAUAUUGGAUGCUUCUGGUUGCAAGAAUCUGAAGACUUUUCCACCCAUCAUAUUGACCUCUCUUGAACAACUUAAUCUUUCACAUUGUUCAAUUCUUGAGAGUUUCCCAGAAAUAUUGGGGAAGAUGGAAAAAGUAACAGAACUUCUAAUAAGGGGGAGUCCUAUAAAAGAAUAUCCAUUUUCAAUUCUAAACCUUACUCAGCUUCGAAAAUUGGAACUGCAAUUGUGUGGAAUGGUUCAGUUACCUCGUAGCAUUUUCAUGUUACCUGAACUAAGUAUGAUGCAUGUUUCAAGCUGUGAAGGGUUGACCUUAUCUGAACAAGACAAAGGUAAAGUAGUGGUGCCAAAGUCUUCAAACGUGGAUCAUCUUGUUCUCUCAUACUGCAAUAUAUCCAAUGACUUUCUUCCAAUAGGUCUUAACUUUUUUUUCAAUGUGAAAGAUUUAAAUCUAUCGGGGAAUAAUUUCAUAACCCUUCAUGCAUGGAUCAAAGAAUGUCACCUUUUGAGGAAUCUCAAGAUGGACGAUUGCAGGCGUCUACAAGAAAUUAGAGGGAUUCCGAGGAAAUUAGAAAAAAUUUCUGUGAAAGGAUGCACAGCCUUGAGAUGCUUAGACCUCACAGUUCUUCCUGAAUGCACUGCAGAAUGUUGCUUUCUAAAGGAACUUAUUUUGGAUGACUGCGGGUGUCUUCGAGAAAUUAAAGGGCUUCCACCAAACUUGGAUAGUUUCUCUGCAAAAGGAUGCACAGCCUUGAGUUCCCAGAGUAUAAGCAUGCUAUUUAAACAGGAAUGGGUAGAAGCUGGAAACAAAAAGUGUUUCUUCCCAGGGAAGAAAAUUCCAGAGUGGUUCACGCAUCGUACAAGGGGAAUGUCAAUGUAUUUCUGGUUUCGUAACAAAUUUCCUCCUAUUUUUCUAUGUCUGGUUAUAGGACGUGGAGAUAAGAAAGAUAUCAAGGUCAAGUUUAGCCCCCGUGUAUCCGUCAAUGGCAAUAAAUGGUCGCUUGGCUGUCAUAAAGUUUAUGAGUUCAUGAUAGAAACUGAUCAUGUGCUUUUGCUAAAAUUUGAAGAUAAUGAGGACUUAGUGUUUUCAGAUAAGGAGUGGAAUCAGGUCGAGGUGUCGUAUGCGGAUCAUAUUACCAACAACGAGGACUCUAUCAGACAGGUUGCUAGCUAUUGUGGAAUCCAUGUAUUAUAUGAACAAACAUGUAGUCCUUGGGAUGUCCAAUUCCAUCCCCCACAAACAAUGAUAAAUGUGAAUCUUGAUUCAUAUUCAAUGGAGACGCCACAGCAAAGAGUAAAGAAUGAUCAGACUUUUGUGUUAUCUUCGCCGGUUCUCACGUUGACUCAACCUCCACCUACUGAUGCAGAAAAGGUCUUAGUCCCUCAAUCAAUACUUCCAAUUAAAAGGCCUUUGGAGGAUGUCAGAGGAGAUACAUCAAAAUGUUUUAGAGAGGAUGAAGAAGUUUAUGCUAUUACAAUUCAAAAUAACCCUCCUUUCAUUGAAAGAUUACAUGAGGCAUGUGAUGAUGAUGAUGAUGUUCAACUGGAAUCAGCAUCCUCUUGUGAACUUCAAUCUGCAGAUUCUUCUUUCAACACCAACGGUUUUGACUCGGAUGAUCCCUCCAACUGUGUUGGUAGAAAACUCUCCAUUAGUGGCGUGGAAGCCAUAUCUCAAGUGUCUUCUUCCAACACUGAAGUUUCACACUCAGAUUAUCCCAUUAACUUAGUUGAUAGAAAAAUCUCUGUUAAUGGCCAUGCAACCAUAAUUUCUGAGGCUGCAUCUCUUGGAUCAAUUAGAGAGGCUAUCAAUGCCUUAGAGCUUUUAAUGGUUAAGGACUUAUCUGAAUUCUCUUCUGAUCAUGCUACGCAGUCCGGACUUCAUCAGCUUUUGGAUGUGUUGAGUAGAAGGACAAUUGAGGUGCAAGAGGCUAUUGGGGAGUUCAAAAGAAAGGCAGUUGAAUCAUGCCGAGAAUUCCAAUCCACUGUUAAGUCUAUGAACAAACUGAAGAAUUAUGAGAUGCGUCUGAAUAGAAUCAAGCAGGAGACUGCCACAAGCAACGGUCGACAGAAUGAACUCAAAAACUCAAUAAAAAAUAUUUCUUUGGCCAUCAAGGAUGAAAGUAGGAGGAAGAAGGAGCUAGAGGAAGAAAUUGCUACAUUAAAGGAACAACUAGAUACAAAAGGAAGGGACCUUGACCAAAUUGUGUUGAAUCUUAAGAAUAAGGAAACGACACUCUCAACAUAUUCAACCAAUUGUGCUUCUCUCAAUGAGCAAGCUCAAAAGCUAUUAGAAGAAGCUGAAGGUCUACUUGGUGCAAGCAGUGAGAUAAAGGAUGAGGGUGAAGCUGCUGAAGUAAAGCAGAAUAGUCUCAAGUCAACUUGGUCUACUGACAUAACUAAACAGCUUAGUAAAAUCAAGCAUAACGUUUUGGGCUUGUAUGAAUGAAGUGUAUCUUGUAUCACAGUAAGAAAAUUGCAAGGGUGGAUUUGAAUCCAAAGUAAUUAGAGCUUCUUUUUAGAGAAAUAAUAGUAAGAGGAUCAAUAGUAAGAAAUAAUAGUAACUCGCAACAUACUUUAAUUAUAAAAAAAGGAUUCAGAAUUAUAUAAAAAAAUCAUGUCAAUGACAGAAACUAAUGUGUAGUUAAAUGGUUUUAAGAGGAUCAAUGUGUAAAUUAAGUUGUCUAUCUUCAAUGAUGUUUGUCCAUAUUUUUAUUGUCA